UCUUUAAACUUACUAAAAUUGAAUUGAAUAACAAACAAAAUGUUUGCGAAGAUGCUGAUGAUUUGGGCGACUGCCGCUGUUUUCACUGGGGUUCUCACAAUCGAGAGCAUGGAUGAAAUAUUUAUCAACCAGACUCUAUCAUAUUCGGCGCUGCGAGAUAAAGCAUGUCUGGUUGCGCUUAUAAAAAGAUGUUAUAUUGAGGAUCACGAAGCAACAAAUGAUACAGCUUGCAAAAGCUUAUUUUAUAGCUAUAUGUGCUCAAAACAUUUUGGGCAUACUGAGAAGAAGUGCGAAACGUUUGUCAUUGGAGUUAUUCCAUCGGGCAGCCUGCCGCUAGAAUGCAACGAUAAUUUCUAUGGUCUCCAUCCAUCCGUAGCGGAGGACCAUGAGCCAAUAUAUUGUAUGGAUGAGGCCCGAGAAAUGCGUAAACACCCCGGCAAGAUCAUUGCGCAUAUCGUCGGCUACAGCACGUCUGUGACUGCCUUGGCAGCCGCGCUCAUGAUGUUUUUCUGUAUUAGAACUCUACAAUCCACAUUAGGAAGAAUACAAAAGCAAGUGUACAUAGCGGUGCUAAUAAAUAAUCUAUUGUGGAUAAUUUGGUAUAUGACGAUACUUUACGAUAUCAGGUUUAUAACAGGGAACAAGUUAAUAUGUAAGAUAUUCCAUGUCGCUGUGAACUACUUCCUGGCUACUAGCUAUUUCUGGUUACUGGCUCUGUGUUUUCAAAUGCAGGAGCUGGUUAAAACUCUUGUUGUUGAAAAUAUGUGGCCAUUCUUCUGGUACGGGCUUCUAGGGUGGGGUGCACCUCUAGUUGUGGUGUCCACCUACACCGCCAGCAGAUACUUCCUAGAGGAUACUGACAGUUGCUGGCUUCGACAAGUUAAUAGCAGUAUUAUUUUAGCAUUGCCUAAUACCAUAGUUGUAAUAUAUUCAUUCUCGGUAGUAUUGUGGCUGUUAGGUAAAACUACUUCUGACAUACUUAAGGGCACUAACGAAAGUACUAAAGUGGCCAGCUUAAAAGCAGCCCAUGCAUCUUUAUUCCAGCUCCUACUUCUUGGUAUACUGAUGCUACUUUUGCCGCUAAGACCUAGCUCUGAGCUGAACGAUGAGAAUGUUAUUUGGGACAUUGUUUGGAUCCUGCUACAGAACAGUCAAGGUAUUUGGUUUGCGGCGUUUUUGAGCUCAUCCAAUGUAGAAGUGCGGGCUUUCGUAAGAAGAUAUCUGCCAGCAUGUUUAGUACGACAAGACGAUGAUAUAGAAAUGGCGGGAACGAGCCGCGGCAACCGUAGCGGCCAGGGCAGCCAGGGCAGCGGCGGCAACCUAAGCACCAAGAGCACCAAGACCACUCAUGCGAGGCCAUCAAAACAGCAACUAAAUUUAUAA
Messenger RNA from Aricia agestis (brown argus), 1383 nucleotides. It is a transcript of the gene NGR-B4, whose product is annotated as calcitonin gene-related peptide type 1 receptor-like. Lineage: Eukaryota; Metazoa; Arthropoda; Insecta; Lepidoptera; Lycaenidae. The transcript has 13 exons. Bases 40 to 1383 code for a protein of 447 amino acids. Gene Ontology annotation, molecular function: G protein-coupled peptide receptor activity. Gene Ontology annotation, biological process: cell surface receptor signaling pathway; adenylate cyclase-modulating G protein-coupled receptor signaling pathway. Gene Ontology annotation, cellular component: plasma membrane. The record is from RefSeq and is a predicted model, not a curated record.